Molecule: messenger RNA, 947 nt
Organism: Daucus carota subsp. sativus
Lineage: Eukaryota; Viridiplantae; Streptophyta; Magnoliopsida; Apiales; Apiaceae
Product: transcription repressor OFP7
Exons: 1
Coding region: 20-838 (272 amino acids)
Biological process (GO): negative regulation of DNA-templated transcription
Source: RefSeq, a predicted model, not a curated record
AGUCUGGACUUGAAACUUCAUGGCUACAAGCAAACGUUUCAGACUCAAAUUAUCUCUUCCAACAUUUCAAUUCUGUCGCACCAAAGUAACCCCUUCUCUCCCAAAGCUACCUUCAGAGUCCACUACAUUAUUCUCUCCGAUAAAUCCUAAAUCGUUAGAAAUAUCUUAUCCCUCCUUCUCCAAUCCAUCCAAUCCCCCUCCAACCCCGGCUCAUCCGCUCAAGAUCAUGCCGGUUAGCUUUAACACUCAGCAUUGUCCAUCACCAUCACAGAAGAUUUAUAACUCGCCAGUGGCAUUUGGUUCCGAUGACAGCUUUGCAUGGCCAAUUACACCACCUCCAAAAGGUGGAAACAGUAAGCCACAGAGGAUAAACAACAAGAAUAAAUCAAAAGUUAGCAGUGUUUCAUCAGGAGAGAGUGGCUGGUUUAGCAGCGAUGAAGAUGGGAAGGAGAGCUUGGUUUCGUCGUCUGAGAAUUUUGACACGUCUUGUGAUUUUGGCAAUGUUUCUAUUUCUAGUAAAUUUGGCACAAGCAAGAAAAAGAAUAAUGACAGAAAUGGUGGUAAUGAGUCUGUAGUGAAGAAGUCUUCGACAUCAGUGUUCAAGAGGUUGAUGACUAGUUGUGCAGUGAAUGAUGAGAGUUUUGCAGUGGUGAAGAAUUCUCAGAACCCAUACGAAGAUUUCAAGAGCUCGAUGAUGGAGAUGAUAAUGGAGAAACAGAUGUAUGAGGCUAAGGAUUUGGAGCAGCUGUUGCAGUGUUUUCUGUCACUUAAUUCUAGGCACCACCAUGGAGCCAUUAUUCAGGCCUUUUCUGAGAUUUGGCACCUCUUGUUUAUGUAAAUCUUAUGCCGGCAGAUAGAAUUACACAGAUUCUGUCUCUAAAAUACUCUAUGUGUUCAUUCCUUUGUUUAUGUCCAUAAAAAUUGUUAUAAAUAUUAUUGAUCCUGAA